Molecule: messenger RNA, 643 nt
Organism: Andrographis paniculata
Lineage: Eukaryota; Viridiplantae; Streptophyta; Magnoliopsida; Lamiales; Acanthaceae
Exons: 7
Coding region: 92-475 (127 amino acids)
Cellular component (GO): cytosol; nucleus
Molecular function (GO): DNA binding
Source: RefSeq, a predicted model, not a curated record
CACUAUUAUCUAGGUAUAAAUACAGAGAAUAAACAACCUGAAUGUAAACCUCUCUUCGUUUCCACUGAAUCAAUUCAAAUCUGAAGGAACAAUGGCUGACCCGGAAUUGGAAGCAAUCAGGCAAAGGAGAAUGCAAGAGCUAAUGGCUCAACGCGGCACGGGUUCUCAACAAAGUCCUGAACAGCAGAAUGCUCAGGAGGAAGCAAAAAGGGAGGCAGAGGAACGAAGGCAAUUGAUGCUUUCCCAAAUUCUGACAUCUGAGGCACGGGCAAGAGUUGCUCGCAUUGCACUGGUAAAACCUGAAAAGGCCAGAGGAGUUGAGGAUGUAAUCCUGAGAGCAGCCCAAAUGGGUCAAAUUGCUGAGAAGGUUUCGGAAGAGAGACUUAUAUCGCUGCUCGAACAAAUCAACACCCAAACAACUAAAGAAACCAAAGUCACCAUUCGAAGGCGACCCAGCGUUCUCGAUGACGAUUAGCUUAACUUAUUGUAAAACUAGAAAGAUCACCUGGGGUGAGUUCUACUCUUCAGUUUACCAUAUGUGUAGGUAAAUUCAUCAGAAUUUUUAUGACCUGUGUGACAUUUGUGUGGUGUCCCUAAAUAAAUUCAUCAAGAAAGACUAUUAUUAUUAUUAUUAUUAUCAUCA